Selaginella moellendorffii is the source of this 1862-nucleotide messenger RNA. Its product is annotated as 3-oxoacyl-[acyl-carrier-protein] synthase II, chloroplastic. The record is from RefSeq and is a predicted model, not a curated record. The coding region runs from base 61 to 1812 and encodes 583 amino acids. Gene Ontology annotation, biological process: fatty acid biosynthetic process. Gene Ontology annotation, molecular function: 3-oxoacyl-[acyl-carrier-protein] synthase activity. The transcript has 13 exons. NCBI's taxonomy places the organism in Eukaryota, Viridiplantae, Streptophyta, Lycopodiopsida, Selaginellales, Selaginellaceae.
ACUAGUUAUUUAGGCGCAGGGAGAAGGAAGGCAGGAGGAGGAGAGGAGCAACCACGAGCAAUGGCAAUGGUGGGCGCAGCAGCCGCACCCUUGUGUACGUGGCUGAUUGCGGCGUGCCUCACCCAUGGGAUCUGCGGCGGAGACCUCAAUUCCUCCUCCAUUUCAAUGGCUCCGCCUCCCGCUGGCAGCAGGAGAUCCCGGCGACGAGCUCGCGAUCUACAGCAGCUCCACGCCACCGCCACCGCCGCCGCCGCCGCCCCCCCCCCAACAUCCAUGGCAGGAGCUGUGGUCGCGCUUUACGAAUCAGGUCUGUCGGGAUUGGGAUCGUGCCUCUCUUUCGAGGCAUGCCCCGAGUACCAUCGCUCCGCAAAGUGGUCUCCCUCCUUCUUCGCUGCCGCUCCCUCGUCGUCGUCGUCGUCGUCGUCCAGGCCGUCUAGGAGACGAGGUCCUCGAGCAACAGCAGCAGCGCCAGCAGGAAGAAACAUGGCAGUGGCUGUUCAACCUAUGCAACCUGUGCAACCUGUCAAGGAGAGCGUGGAGAGGAAAGUUGUGGCGACCAAGAAACGGAGGGUCGUUGUCACGGGAAUGGGUGUUGUGUCCUGCCUUGGACACGAGCCGGAUGCUUUCUACGAGAAUCUGCUCCGCGGCACAAGUGGAAUAACAGAGAUCGAGAACUUCGACUGCAAAGAUUUUCCUACUAGGAUUGCCGGCGAGAUCAAAGACUUCUCGCCCGAUGGCUGGGUGGCCCCCAAGUUUUGUAAGCGCAUGGACAAGUUCAUGCUCUACUUGCUCACGGCUGGCAAGAAAGCUGUAGCGGACGCUGGAAUGACUCGGGACGUGAUAGACCAGCUCGACAAGACGAAGUGCGGGGUUCUCAUUGGUUCUGCAAUGGGAGGCAUGCAGGUGUUUAGCGAUGCAAUCGAGGCUCUCAGAGUGUCAUACCGCAAGAUGAACCCGUUUUGUGUUCCGUUUGCGACAACAAAUAUGGGUUCCGCGAUGUUAGCGAUGGAUCUGGGUUGGAUGGGGCCGAACUACUCCAUCUCGACGGCCUGUGCAACCAGCAACUAUUGCAUGUUGAGCGCCGCCAAUCACAUUGUCAGAGGCGAAGCGGACGUGAUGCUUGCUGGUGGAUCUGAUGCAGCCAUCAUUCCUAUCGGCCUCGGAGGAUUUGUUGCCUGCAGGGCAUUGUCUCAGCGUAACAACGAACCAUCAAGAGCUUCUCGCCCGUGGGAUGAGGGCCGAGACGGGUUUGUGAUGGGGGAGGGUGCGGGCGUCCUCGUCUUGGAGGAGUUGGAACACGCCAAGAGGCGAGGUGCCGAGAUAUAUGCGGAGUUUCUAGGCGGAAGUUCGACUUGCGAUGCGUAUCACAUGACGGAGCCCCAUCCCGAAGGCGCGGGUAUCUUGCUCUGCAUUGAGAAGGCGCUGGCCCAAGCUGGCGUCGAUAGACAAGACGUCAACUAUGUGAAUGCUCAUGCAACUUCCACCCAGGCUGGCGAUGUCCAGGAGUACAAGGCUAUUAUGCGGUGCUUCGGCAGUAAUUCCGAGAUUAAAGUCAACUCCACGAAGUCCAUGACAGGGCACUUGCUAGGAGCAGCAGGGGGUGUUGAGGCGAUUGCAACGAUUCAGGCAAUCCGAAGUGGAUGGGUGCAUCCCACAAUCAACAUCGAUACACCCGAGAAGGACGUGAACAUGGAGGUAAUCGUUGGUGCCAACAAACAGAAGCUGGACGUCAAAGUGGCCCUGUCCAACUCGUUCGGUUUCGGCGGACACAACUCGUCUGUUAUUUUUGCGCCGUAUCCAGCAAAGAAGUAAAAAGACUUCCGUGUGCUCUUUUUAAAAUAAUCAAAACUCUUUGCAAAAAA